Trichoderma aggressivum f. europaeum is the source of this 645-nucleotide messenger RNA. RefSeq lists its product as uncharacterized. Lineage: Eukaryota; Fungi; Ascomycota; Sordariomycetes; Hypocreales; Hypocreaceae. The record is from RefSeq and is a predicted model, not a curated record. The coding region runs from base 1 to 645 and encodes 214 amino acids. The transcript is spliced from 2 exons.
AUGUUGGAAGCUAACGUUCCGGAAAUCAGCAUGUCUUCCGACAAGACUAAGGCUACAGUCCCACCUGAUUCCGAGAAACCGAUUCUGGUGGAUGCUGCAUGGCCAGAGGAGUGGAGGGAUGAUUAUGAAAAUCCUGAAGCCCACCGAGCCAAGGUGCUCGCUGACAUUGAGAGACGAUCGGCGUAUUGGCAAUCGCUUGGUGUGCCAUGCAUACGACUUUCUCCCGACAAAACCAAGAUAAUGCCCACCCAAUAUGUCAAUCCGGAAGCUGCCAAAAUCACCGGAGACAGGCUCGAUACCGCGUAUAUCACCUUGAAGAGAAAAAGCCGUCCCGGUCAGCACGAUGAAUCAACCUGCUGGGUCAUUGAAGACGGAGAACGAUACCCUCGAGCCCCUCUCGACUUCUACAAGAACGAGCGUGACAACCGACCUGUGGAGAGGGAUCCAUUGGCGCCGAUUGAUGUUGUUGACGAGUCGGGCAAUUCUGUUGAGACUCUGCACAUGCCUUUUACACGAGAACAAUUAGGCAACCAUGCAGAGCCUCUCUCGCUGGACGAGCUACUCAAGCAGCGAGACAAUCAAGAGCAGGAGGCCCCCGCGGGCGAUGUCCCAGCCAGUCCCAAGACCUCGGACGAUAAAGAGUGA